Brugia malayi is the source of this 231-nucleotide messenger RNA. RefSeq lists its product as uncharacterized. The transcript is spliced from 2 exons. NCBI's taxonomy places the organism in Eukaryota, Metazoa, Nematoda, Chromadorea, Rhabditida, Onchocercidae. Bases 1 to 231 code for a protein of 76 amino acids. The record is from RefSeq and is a predicted model, not a curated record.
AUGAAGCAAAUACGUACCAAUGCUUUAAGAACAAAUCAAACAGUCCCUGAUUCAAUGAUAACGAAUAAUUCGUCUUCUGUCGAUCCAUCAGCUCUUAUGAAUCUUAUUGAAAAUCAACGUAUCACUAUAGCAUUUGAAAAGUGUCGAGCAGCCUAUUCCGCAAAAUAUUUUGUUAUGUCUGUUGAAUCAAUUGGCAACAAAACUGGAUGGAGAAACGGAUCUCAAAUUUAG